This is a messenger RNA of Physcomitrium patens, 1671 nucleotides long. The record is from RefSeq and is a predicted model, not a curated record. NCBI's taxonomy places the organism in Eukaryota, Viridiplantae, Streptophyta, Bryopsida, Funariales, Funariaceae.
GGUGGACCAUGAUUAGCAGUAUAUUUCACUAUGUCCUAGAAACCUGUCAUUUAAGAGAACUCAACCUCAUUCUUUAUUUAAUUGCUAGUUUGAUUUUCUUUUGCUUUUCGUUCCUUAUCGUGGGAAAUGUAGGUUAUGUGGUGACGUUCGACUGAACAUGAAAUGUGAAACGUCGAAGAAUUAAGUGAUAGAGUAUAAUUUGCGAACAAAAUGCUCGCGAUGUCUUGAUUGAUUGACCAUUUCAGCGGCGCUCGAAAGUAUGCGACGACAGAAUCUCGUGACCCAGCUUGGGCUUCAGUUUUGGGGGAUGGGGCUAUUGAUGUUCGGUCUCGUCGUGGUUGAUACAUUUGCGUGAGCUUCUGUCGCAGAAUUUCAAGCAUCUCCUGCUCGGCGAUCGAACCUCGUUAAGCUUCCAGAGGGAUCAGUCGGUGUCAUUAAGGGAGUGGCGUAUGCUUGGACCGGCUGUGAAGAUUUCGAUUUCAGGGUUUGACGGUUUAGAAUAUGAAGAAUGUGGGGUUUGAUUUGUGGGUGGAAUUCUUCUGAGAGCGUUGGACGCUAGGUUUUUGAUUGCAUUGCUAAUUUGUUUUUUGUUUUGUUUGUUUGUUUGUUUGUUUUUAUUUUUAUUUUUUUGGCGGAAUUUUGUUUUUGACUUUGUCAUUAUUCCUUUGUGCAAAUUAGAUGGAACUAGAUCAGAUGCCACCCGAUUUCCAAUUACACACGAGGUUAGCCUCAUGCCUUGUAGAAAUUAAUAAUGACCGGAAGCUGAAACUGAGUUUAGACGAGUGGGAGAACAACUUUAAGAAGGCACUCUAUAGGGUGGAGGUGAAGCGCGAGCGGAGCCUGAACGUGAAGAACGAGGUCUACCAGUUGAUAGGAUUCUACAGUGUUUUCCAAGGAGUGGUGCUGGGCGCCGUGGCGCAAGCUAGCACUCUCACCUGUAACACUGCUUGGGGUCCUGCUUUGUUGUCUGGUCUCGCCUCCAUCGCUACCGUCGGCAGCGUUCACAACAAAUUCAAAGACUACAUCAACACGAAGCAAGAGCUCAAGAACGAAGAAGUCGAUGCAAAUAUUGUCAGGGGGAGGAUUGGUUUGCUGAAGCUGAUGGGAGGGAAUUUCAAUUUUGCGGCGCUUGACGAACGGACCGUCGUUAACAGGGACCGACCCCAGGCUUCAGGCCAGUACUACUGGCCUGUGAUGUUCGUGGUCGUCCUCUUCUCCAUUGUUGUUGUCAUUGUCGUCAUUGCCAUUCUGUGCUCUGGCAGUACCUCCCACGAUCACACAGAGCCUCAGAAUCUGUGGCCUCAAGGAUUCACGUGAAUUGCACACCACUUAGUUGCCUUCACUGCGCUUCAGUAGACAUGCACCUUCCUGCACCUGAUGGAGAAUUUUUUAUUGUUUUGGAUUGAUUCGAAACUCUCUUCAAAGCAGGUUCACGAGAUUCACAAUUCCACAAGCUUGGAUUCUGGAAGGAUGAGCUGCUCCCGAUCUCUCAAUCACUUUUAGGUCUGUCUGCCAACUCAUAGCUCCGAAGUAGGGCUUCCUACACACAACCCACUUCCAAUUCAAGGCUCACUUUGAUGUUGUGUCCAGACAACCCUAAAAUUUAAGGUAGUUUUUUUUCUUUUGUAUUUUUAUUUAUUUCAUAAUUUAUUCUUGCUUGUGUUGAAUGUA